AUGCUACGUCGCAAGCCUACAGCUAUCGCAAUCACUUCGGAAGACGUCGCAAAGCUUGAGGACUUGCGGCUUCGCAAGCACAGAGAAGAAACUCAAGCCCACGCGCAUGAAUCCGUCAAAAGCACCUUGAAUCAUACUGCCAUCGACCCGAAUGAUGAAUUGAAACCAUUACCCGGAGACAAAGCAAGAAUUGUCCGUUCUCGGGAGGAACGUAUUGGCAUCUGUCGGCGCAACUAA
Molecule: messenger RNA, 237 nt
Organism: Aspergillus udagawae
Lineage: Eukaryota; Fungi; Ascomycota; Eurotiomycetes; Eurotiales; Aspergillaceae
Product: CDC26 family anaphase-promoting complex subunit
Exons: 1
Coding region: 1-237 (78 amino acids)
Biological process (GO): anaphase-promoting complex-dependent catabolic process
Cellular component (GO): anaphase-promoting complex
Source: RefSeq, a predicted model, not a curated record